Messenger RNA from Schistosoma margrebowiei, 2256 nucleotides. NCBI's taxonomy places the organism in Eukaryota, Metazoa, Platyhelminthes, Trematoda, Strigeidida, Schistosomatidae. The record is from the annotation of a GenBank genome assembly.
AUGGAUGAAAUUAAACAAAAACUUCCAAAAAUUGAAGUUAAUCAAGGAACAAUUGAAUAUUCAAGUGAACUGGAAUCAUCAGAAUCUGAUGAAGACUUUGAUGCAAGUGCUAAUGACGAGCGUAAAUUUCGACUUGAAGAGCAUCGAGGUAGUAAUUUAGUGUUGCAACAUAUCACUGGACGUCGUGGGUCAUUUCUAUAUAGACAAGAGACAAACUCUGGACAUUCAUAUUAUAGUUCAAGGCACGAAUCAAUUACCGGCGAUGAAACAACUAGAUAUCAAAUUGAUGAACCGAUUGUAACACCAUUUGCUCAAAUAUUGGCUAGUUUAAGAAAAGUUCGAUUAAAUUUUAUUAUAUUAACAAAUGUGACAAGUACAAGAGAUUCACGAUUUGGAGCUGUUCAAUCAAUACAAUCUAAUGAAGAUGGAAAUAGUUCUUCACACUUAGGUUACAGUGGCGGACAAAAUAAGAUAACAGCCAGUGAAACAUUGGAAGAACUUGAAUGGUGUUUAGAAAGAUUAGAAAAUAUACAAACCCAUCGAUCUGUUAGCGAUAUGGCAUCGAGUAAAUUUAAGAAAAUGUUAAAUAAAGAAUUAAGUCAAUUCGCUGAUGCUGGUCAAAGUGGCAAACAAAUAUCUGAAUAUAUUUGUUCAACAUUUUUAGAUUCAAAAGAAAAUGAUCCAUUAACAACCACAAAUCACCCAUCUAUGAUAUCACAUAAUAAUACACAUGGAAUAAUGUCGAAUAGUAUAAAUAAAGAUAUAAUAAUAAAUAAUCAUGAUAAUCCUACUGAAGUGAAUACAUAUAAAACUGUUGAACCCGGUGAAAUAAUUCAAACAACAGCAACAACUACAACAACAACACUGACUGAUAAUAAUGAUGGUGAUACAAUGAUAGCAAUGACUAGUGAUAAUAACAGUAGUAAUAUUCCUAGUACAAUUAAACGUACAACCGCAGCAAUGGGAUCUACUAUAAUCAAUAAAUCAUUGUCGAAAUUAUCUUCUUCACUAUCAACAUUAUCAUUGAAAAUGAAUAGUAAUAUGAAUGUAAAUGAAAAUACUAAUAGUAAUGACAAUGAUAAUAAUAAUAAUAAUAAUAUAAUGAUAAAAUCUAGUGGAAAUUCUCAUAUCACAAUGUCAAUCCAUUCUUCUGGUACAUCACCUCCUCCUCCUACUCUAUCUCAUCAACAUCAUAGUGAAUAUGAUAAAGUCCACUGUUCACAAACACAAAUUGUACCAUAUGUAAUAAAUUCAAUAAAUCCAAAGAAACUCGAAGAUCUUCUAAAAACUUCCCUUGAUCUAUGGGGUAUUGAUAUAUUUGAAGUAGAUCAACUUACUACUAAUCCACUAACGUGUAUAUUUUAUAAUAUUGUACAGAAAAGAAAUCUUUUGCAAAAAUUUGCUAUACCUGAACGUAAUUUACUUCUAUACAUGAAUGCUGUUGAAGAGAAAUAUAACGAUAAUCCGUAUCAUAAUCGUGUUCAUGCAGCUGAUGUUGUACAGUCAACACAUGUAUUAUUAAAUGCACAAUCAUUAGAGUCUGUAUUUACAGAUUUAGAAAUUUUCACAGUACUAUUUGCAUGUGCUAUCCAUGAUGUCGGUCAUCCAGGGGUUACAAAUCAAUAUUUAAUUAAUACAAAUGAUCAAUUAGCAAUUCUAUACAAUGAUUCAUCUGUAUUGGAAAAUCAUCAUUUAGCUAUAGCAUUUUCCCUAUUAGGUCAACCAGGUCAUGAUGUUUUUGAGAACUUUCCACGUAAACAACGACUUAGUUCUAGACGUAUGAUCAUUGAUAUGGUUUUAGCUACAGAUAUGUCCAAACAUAUGAGUUUGUUAGCUGAUUUGAAAACAAUGGUUGAAACAAAAAAAGUUGCUGGAUCCGGUAUACUUACAUUAGAAAACUAUAUUGACAGAAUGCAGAUUUUACAAAAUAUGGUACAUUGUGCUGAUUUAAGUAAUCCAGCUAAACCAUUAGAUUUGUAUAGACAAUGGACUAAUCGUGUUAUGGAAGAACUUUUUCAACAAGGUGAUAAAGAACGUGAAUUAGGCAUUGAAAUAAGUCCAAUAUGUGAUCGAAAUACAGCAACUAUUGAAAAAUCACAGGUCAGCUUUAUUGAUUAUAUUGUUCAUCCAUUAUGGGAAACAUGGUCAGAUUUAGUUUAUCCAGAUGCACAAACUAUUUUAGAAACAUUAGAAGAUAAUCGUGAAUGGUAUUAUAAUCAAAUUAAUGAGAAUAAUAAUGAAGAAAAUGAUGAAUGA